UUCCAGCUACUUGGCUUGGCCGUCAUUACUAUUGGAAUCUAUGUUAUCAUCAAGCUCGAACAUUUCAACACUGCCGCCUUCAUAAUCGCCGGUUUGGGUAUUGUGGUGAUCUUGACCGCUGUUCUGGGUACACUAGGCGCGGCACGUGAAAGCAGUCAAAUCUCCAAAGCGUUCGCCGUAAUAUUAAUUUUAUGGGUAGUACUACAAACGUUGACAGUUGGCUUCUUUUGGAUAUUCCAAUCGACAUUGCUGAUCAAUGUUGAUAACACCUUCGAUCAGUUAUGGCGUAACCAGCCGGUGCCAAUUAAGCCGGGAAAUGCCAGUCAAAUAGCGAGCAUUGAGAGAUGGCUGGAUUGUUGUGGCAAUGUCGGCCCUAGUGACUACAUGCUCCCGCCCUACAGCUGCUACAGCAGCACCACGGACAAACUGAACCUCGAUGGUUGUCGGCAAAAGUUUCUUGAAUAUAUUUCUGAUCGCUGGCAGGCAUUUAAUUUCUUAUCCAUCGGCUUGGUGUUGGUUGAGCUGAUUUGUGCUGCUUUCGCUUGGGUAUUGGCAAACAGCAUUGUGAAUCGUUGGCGCCGCUCAAAAUACUAUCCCAAAUAAGUAGAUUUAAACGAUUAAUUUAAAUGCGCAUAAAGGCCAAAGAAUUUCUAUAUUUUUUUGUACAAAUAUAGAUAUGCAUAUAGUGGUUACAAACGUUUUUAUGCAUGUAUAUGUAUAUGUAUAUGAAAAACCUACACAUAUUUUUGUUUGUAAACAGCGUACACACACAACGAUACACACAUAUGUACAUGUAAAAGUGUUUGUUAUUUCGAAAACGAUUUUUUUUUUGCUAGUCUACCUCAACAUGCUCAUAACAAAAUUACUUAGCUAAGCUAAAGGCAGCAAAGUAAUGCUCAAUACUCAGCUAAGCUGGAAAAUAACAAAAAUUUUUCGCAAAGAAAGAAGCAUAAAAUAUACAAUUGAACAUUGAUUUAAAAAAUUCACAGUAGUUACGUAACAAAAAUGGUGUUCUGUAGUAAAUAAAUUUCGAAAAUAAAUUAGGAAGCAGCAUAAAUAUUUGUAUUUGUAAAUUACUUACAUAAAACUAUGUAUAUUUUUCUGAUCAUUUACAUGCUGUACUGUUGUUAACAUUAGAAUUAGUUUUUCGAUGAAUGUACUUUUGUAACUGAUUAAAAUUAUGCAUGCCAA
Rhagoletis zephyria (snowberry fruit fly) is the source of this 1191-nucleotide messenger RNA. Its product is annotated as protein late bloomer-like. The record is from RefSeq and is a predicted model, not a curated record. NCBI's taxonomy places the organism in Eukaryota, Metazoa, Arthropoda, Insecta, Diptera, Tephritidae. Gene Ontology annotation, cellular component: plasma membrane.